Pyrus x bretschneideri (Chinese white pear) is the source of this 944-nucleotide messenger RNA. Its product is annotated as protein cappuccino. Gene Ontology annotation, molecular function: metal ion binding. Lineage: Eukaryota; Viridiplantae; Streptophyta; Magnoliopsida; Rosales; Rosaceae. Bases 113 to 805 code for a protein of 230 amino acids. The record is from RefSeq and is a predicted model, not a curated record. The transcript has 3 exons.
CAACUAUAAAACAUGGAAAUUCAUGAGUAAUUAUCUUUUAAAAAAUAAUAUAUAAACGACAUAAAAAUAGGUCACACUGUGCGUAUGAAGCGGUUCAGACAACAGUAAGCUGAUGCAAGAAAACACCAUUCGGAAGAGCUACCAAGAAAUUCUAUCAGAAGCUCUGAUGGAUUCUUCUGUUGCACAAAUGAGUUGUGUUCUGAAAGUAAGCAUCAAUUGUGAAGCAUGCAGGAAAAAGAUCUACGAAGUCUUGCAGAAUAUUUAUGGUGUGUAUAAAAUUAACAUAGAUGCAGAGGGAGGAACGGUAAAAGUUUCAGGGAAAGUAAAUCCAAGUACACUUCUAAUGGUGUUGGAAGGGUCAGGGAAACAUGCAGAAGUAAAAAGUGUUACGUUCGACGGUGAGGUCAAGAACGAUUGGGGUGGGGGAUACGAUUAUUUUGGAGAGGCUGGAUAUGGUUAUGGUUAUAACCCUUAUGAAGUGGCUCCACUGCCAUUUUAUCCCUAUCCGCUGUAUGGAGGGUAUGACUAUCACUGGAAUGAUCCCGGUCGUCUCAAAAUGAUGCCAUUGCUAGCGCUACCCCCACCACCAGUGCCGUUAGCUUCGUCAUCACCAUCGGUACCACAACAGUCUCAACCACCACUGCCACUACAAUUACAACCACAAUCAGUGCCACCACAACCACCAAAAACACCCGCACCACCAAAUCAGGUGCUACCACCACCGCCACCGGCAGCCAAUGCUGCACAGACAAUAACGAAACCAGCGGCCAAAUCGGAUAAGAAAUCUAAGUGUUGUAUCAUGUAAGGUGCUGAAAUAGGUCUAGGAUUGCUAGACGGCUUAUUGUUCAUUCAUCAUACAAGGAUUUCCCUGAUAAUUAUAUCAUGUAAAGUCGGAACUCAUUUUUUUCUCUUCCCUUGACAUUUCAUGUCGAAAGAAUUUUGGU